Messenger RNA from Trichoplusia ni (cabbage looper), 1417 nucleotides. RefSeq names its product cuticle protein-like. The record is from RefSeq and is a predicted model, not a curated record. The transcript has 4 exons. NCBI's taxonomy places the organism in Eukaryota, Metazoa, Arthropoda, Insecta, Lepidoptera, Noctuidae. Gene Ontology annotation, cellular component: extracellular matrix. The coding region runs from base 54 to 1355 and encodes 433 amino acids.
CCUCGCGAUCUCGACGAGUAUCAGUCCACUCAGGAAAAUCACAAUCUAACGCAAUGGCAGCUAAGUUCGUCGUAGUACUCGCCUUCGUGGCCACAGCCCAGUGCUCAGUGCUGGCGCCAGUAGCGAAUGUAGACGCCGACUUCAGCAGCUUUGCGUACGAUGUCGCUGAUCCCAACACCGGAGACUUCAAGAGCCAGGUGGAGACCCGCGUGGGUGGUGCCGUGAGCGGCCAGUACUCACUACUUGAGUCUGACGGCACCAAGCGCACCGUGGACUACACCGCCGAUGACGUUAACGGCUUCAACGCUGUUGUACGCAAGGACCCAGCUGUAGUCGCCGCUGCUCCUGUGGUCGCUGCUCCCGCUGUGGUUGCUGCCGCUCCCGCUGUUGUUGCCGCUCGCACCGUCGCCGCUCCCGCCGUAGUUGCUGCCGCCCCCGCUGUGGUCGCUGCCCAUACCGUCGCGGCUGCUCCCGCGUACUACGCCCGCAACUACGCCGUCCCCAGAUACUACGCUGCUUCCGCACCUUUGGUAGCUUCCCGCAGCGUGGGACCGGUCGUGGCCUACCAGUCCACCGCCCCCGUGGCCUACACCGCUGGUGCCCACGUGGUCGGCUCUGCUUACCGCACCGUGGCUGCCCCCGCGGUAGUCUCCCGCGCCUACGGCCCCACCUACUACGGCUCUCCUCUGACUUACGCCGCCUACUCCGCUCCCGUCUCAUACUGUGGGCUCGUUCUAUGGCCCAGAACGGAGCACCGUGGAAGGAUUUGGGGAAGGGCUUUGCCCAUCUGUGGGACACAAACAGAUUUGAUCAUGUCAUUUUUGUGUCAGUUCGUAGUUCUCGCCGCCUUAGUGGCCGUGGCCCACUGCUCCGUGGUGCCAGUCGUGCGAGUAGACGCCGCCGAAGACUCCAGCAGCUUCUCAUACGACGUGGCCGACCCCAACACCGGCGACUUCAAGAGCCAGCACGAGACCCGCGUGGGAGACUCCGUGAGCGGCCAGUACUCCCUGCUCGAGUCUGACGGCACCAAGCGCACUGUGGACUACACCGCCAACGACGACGGCUUCAACGCUGUUGUCCGCAAGGACCCCGCCGUGGUGGCUGCUCCCGUGGUCGCCGCCCCCGCUGUGGUCUCCGAGCCCGCCGUGGUCGCCGCCCGCACCGUGUACGCCGCUCCCUCCGUGUACUCCGCCCCCGCCGUGUACCCCGCUCACGCUGUGUACGCCGCUCCCUCCGUCUACUCCGCCGCCUACUCUCCCUCUUACUACUCCUCUGUCGUCGCUCCUUCUGCCUACACCUCGGUCGUAGCUCCCUCAGCGUACUCCGUGCCCGUCGCUUACGCUGCGCGCUGGUAAAUUCGGUCAAAACUUGUACUCCAUUGUAUAUAUUUUAAGUUUAAGUAAAAAGUGAAACUACC